Molecule: messenger RNA, 1084 nt
Organism: Suillus plorans
Lineage: Eukaryota; Fungi; Basidiomycota; Agaricomycetes; Boletales; Suillaceae
Exons: 12
Coding region: 261-941 (226 amino acids)
Source: RefSeq, a predicted model, not a curated record
AUCGCCUAUCAUACAAUUGCGCCCAUGUUUUUGACAGAAGUCAGGAUUUGACAUGCCAUUGGCUUCUAACCCCACAGCUUUACUAGUAGGUGUGGGAACGCACAGGAACACAAUCACCCAUGGAGUUAAUAUUGGUUACUUUUUUAUUUUGAUUCAUCAGCGGUCGCAAAUUUGACAAUGAGGCCGCAUGGGCCCUGUCACUGAAUGGUGGUAUAUCUGCAGCCUGAGGCCUGAGGAACGUCAGGUUCCCCAGUCCCAACAUGACCCAUGUCUCAAAUGAUCCUGCUUGGUGGCCGUACAUAAAGUGGUGUUAUAUAUUGAAUUAUUUUAUAGUUGCAUCAUCUACUGCAGUAGUAUACGACUGGGUAUUGACAUUUGCACGAGAGUUCGAAUUGGUCUGGAGGCGACGCUGGUCCUUCGUGACUGUUCUCUACGUUUGUGUGCGCUGCAUCGGAAUACUAUAUUCUAUCGUCUACAUAGUUGGGAAUCUCCCGUUCUCGAUUACAGAUGUAGUGGGCAAUAUCUUUUACUUCAUGCAGGUAUGGAUACCUGUCGUCGUCAAUGCCAUGCUGGGCGUCAUCAUGAUGACUCGAAUACAUGCCAUGUAUCAGGGAUCCAAGAUCAUGCUCGUCUUCCUCGGUGCAGUCUUAUUGACAUGCACGAUCGCUACCGUGGUUAUGACAGGAAUAGGAAAUAUCAAAGCUUCAGCGGUGGAUGUUGUCCUUUCUGGCAACCGUAUGUGCCUGAGCCUCGGUGUCGCUGACACACUGAAUCGGGAGAUCUUCAUACCCACCCUUCUAUGGGAGGUUAUUGCCUUGUUUCUCGCUGUCAGGAUUUUUAUCAAACAUAUCCGUGAACUGCAAAAAUCAAGGACAGAAUCGACCAUCGGAGACUGUUUCACGGCGUUGAUAAGAAGUCAUGUGCCAUAUUUCGUAGGGUGAGCUUGGUACUUUGUAACCUAUUAUCUUGUUCCACUGAAGUUUUGCGUGUGCUAGCUUUGUCGCUGUGACUUGUUUCAACAUCGGCACACUAUCCCCCGCUUUGGACCCAGUUACUGUGGGAUCUGGUGUUUAUUACGGCGUUU